Malus domestica (apple) is the source of this 677-nucleotide messenger RNA. Lineage: Eukaryota; Viridiplantae; Streptophyta; Magnoliopsida; Rosales; Rosaceae. The record is from RefSeq and is a predicted model, not a curated record.
AUGAUCUGCGACUAUCUGAGGCCAGUGACGUACGACGAGAAUAGCUUCGUUGUGCGAACAGGAGACCUUCUCGAUCGGAUGAUCUUCAUUACGGAAGGGUUUAUAUGGACUUAUGUGGGCGGUGAUCAGAAUCGACAUGGUGGUGGAUCAUCAUCAGGUUCUCAAUCCUCAUCAAUGCCAACCAACAUGCUUAAGAAAGGCCAGUUCUACGGCGAAGAGCUUCUCUACCGGCAGUCAUCUCCGUCGCAACUUCCAAUCUCCCCACAAACCGUUAAAUGCCAUACAAAAGUCGAAGCUUUUGUUCUUAUGGCCAAGGACUGGACAAGUAUAGUCUCCAAAUGCAGAUCGUUGUUGCCGAACAACAUGAACCACGGCAACAACAACAAACAACAACAACAACAACAACAAUAUGAACGUUACUCAUUAUGGACAGCCCUUACUGAGGGGCUUCAAGAGCUCUACGGCCUCGACACCAGGAGUCCGGUAUUUCGAACCUGCUAUGCGCCCCAAUUAGUCGUCCUGCACGUUCCAUGUGCAUGUACCUUAUGAACAGCAGUUUUUUAACUUUCUCUUUCUCCUGUUUUGGUCUAUGUGGCAUGUCUUUGAAUUCUCUCGUGGCAUUGUUUAAUGGAACAGAAAGGUCUAAUAUGGCCCAUUGGGCCUGGUUUAAACAUGCA